This is a messenger RNA of Spathaspora passalidarum NRRL Y-27907, 2192 nucleotides long. RefSeq names its product Zn(II)2Cys6 transcription factor AHR1 (gene AHR1). Lineage: Eukaryota; Fungi; Ascomycota; Pichiomycetes; Serinales; Debaryomycetaceae. The transcript has a single exon. Gene Ontology annotation, molecular function: DNA-binding transcription factor activity, RNA polymerase II-specific; transcription cis-regulatory region binding; zinc ion binding. Bases 1 to 2010 code for a protein of 669 amino acids. Gene Ontology annotation, cellular component: nucleus. Gene Ontology annotation, biological process: positive regulation of transcription by RNA polymerase II. The record is from RefSeq and is a predicted model, not a curated record.
AUGGCGAAAAAGAGGGUUGGUUCGUCGAUAAAGCGUAGUCGAACCAGAUCAGGUUGCGUUACUUGCCGAGAUCGACAUAUUAAAUGUGACGAACAACAACCAGUUUGUAGGAAUUGUAUCAAGUCCAAGAGGAAAUGUUAUAGAGGUAUUCGAUUGAACUUUACUCAAUACACGUUAUACAAUCCUAAUGAACGCUCUAGAAGAACAAGGCCGAGACAACCGCCCAAUCUUCAAUUCAGAAUUCUAGACCAGUCCAUCACCAUAGCAUCAUUGUACGAUAAAGGAAGGAGGAGCUAUAAGCCAUAUUUACAUUUACACACAGAGGAAGAUUUGAGAGAAUCAGACCUUCAGUUCCAACAGGAUAUGUAUAGCUUUUAUCCGUCCAGUUCUUCAGUACCGCUACAGGAUAUUCCUGGCCCAUCGAAUUAUCCUAACUUGUCUCUAUCUGCCAGACUGGGCGCUAACAGGAAUACAAUCAGUGAAAACUACCAAAUAAGUAAUCAGUUGUUACAAGAAAGUUAUUUCAAAAGUGGCCAAUCAUCAGGCUUCCAACUACCAAACCAAGAAUUUCAACCUAAUCAACUAACCCAACAGUCAUUAAUGUACUCCCAGCCGGUAAACACAUAUGGUUAUCCUCAGUCUAGCGUGUAUUUCAACCACCAACUCGUAUCCCAACCAUUUCCUAUUCAACAAGGAUCACAAUACCAGCAAUAUAGAAACCAGUUUGACCCGACAAGAUUUCACUAUGGAAACUUAUUGUACACCGGGGAGUCACUGAAUAAAAUGGAUUCCCUGGGGUAUAUACAUUUACUAGAGAUUGAAAGGUAUUACUGGCUUCUUGAUUUAACCAAUGACUUAGAUUUGUGGAAAUCAAUCAUUCCCAGUUUAUGCGUGAAAGCAGCUGAGCAGGACCAGGACUUAUUCUUAUUAGAUUGUCUCAUUAAUUGUUCAAACCAAAGGGACCUAUUGCUAGAAAAGUUGACCCAGGUACAGCUAGAAAAAUGGCACAAUUUCAGAUCUAUAGUCCCACUAUGUGAAACACAUUUGCCCUUACUCGAAACCUUAUUGGCUAGUGUAUGCUUGAUACUACUUAGCAUAUAUUUAAGGGUGCCACAGGAACAACUUACGGGAUAUCACAGGUCUGUCUUGAAUAAUCAAGUGAGAUUAUUCAACAAAGUUGUAACUAAAGCUGGGGAGUUGCUUAGAAAGAAGUCUGGAAAAACAGUUGUGGUUAUUGGUUGCAUUCAUUCUGUGUCUAUUCUAAAAUAUCUUCUUACCAGAAAGUACACUCUCGACAACAGGUUAAGCUUUGAUUCAAUCUUAAACCACGAUAGAGAUAGUUUCAAAAUCCCAAGAGACAGUUUGGAAGAUAUUGACGAAGAAAUUCAGUACCCCGAAAACAAUCCAUUAUCAUACCCUGUGGAUAUGUCAUCAUUUGUGAACUUGACCCAAUUUGAUAAGCACAACUUAAACAACUCGUUUAGCGAUUUUGACUUCCUCCAAUUGAAAUUUGCUUCGGACUCAAAGAAAGAAUACAAGAGCGAUGCUUUUAAGCUCAGGGAAUAUUUUUGGUAUCUUAUUAAAUUGACAUAUAUAAUGAACAACCCGGAAGCUGCUCAGGGGAUUGAAAUAGAUUAUAACUUCUUUUCCAAACACGAGAAUCCGGCUUCCUCCCAGGACGGAACACCCCAACCACAUAUCAAUUCAUUUAAUAUUCUUCCGAACUAUAACUUGCAAGAUACCUCACCAUUCAUAAAACCAUUGAGCGGGUCACACUCCCUGACAAAUGAUUUCCCCUUUUUGAGUGACAGACAUACUGUUUGUGCUAUCCUAACUGAGGUAAUAGCCAAGUUACUAAAUCAGGACAACCAAACCGCCAUUCAGAACUCCAAUUGUAAAAUCAGGAAUAUAUUUGACCAAAUUGACAGCAGUUUAAUAGAUCUGCAAACUAAGUUGCAAUGGAAAUGCUGUUUUGGGUGGGCUAUGCUUGGCGACAAUUCAAAUGUUUGAAUUUGAUUCUUAAAAGUGGGUCGGAUUAGUUGAAACUAUGUAUUAUAUUUGAUUAUUAUUUAUUCAUAAUUAGGUUACCCUUUAGAGUUAGACCUAAUAUAUUGCGGUAGGAAUAGCCUGUGCAUUUGUUUAUAGAUAUCAAUCCUACCCGCAACAUUAAAUAUAUCUGCUCAUGCUCUUGU